Messenger RNA from Myodes glareolus (Bank vole), 3425 nucleotides. RefSeq names its product ARF GTPase 3 (gene Arf3). Lineage: Eukaryota; Metazoa; Chordata; Mammalia; Rodentia; Cricetidae. Gene Ontology annotation, molecular function: GTP binding; GTPase activity. The record is from RefSeq and is a predicted model, not a curated record.
GAAGUAUCCCGGGCUGGGGGUGGGGUUCUCCGCACAUCUCCUGUCGCCGUCGCGGCUUCCGGUGCUAGGUGGAGGGAAGGAAGGAGGGAGUCGGGGAGCGGGCCAGCGGACUAGCGUCGCCGCGGUCGGCUCGGGGAGAGGGAGGCUGCGGCCCGAGAGCCAGGCGGAACCUGCGGGGGCGGAGGUGGCGGUGGCAGCCGCGGCGCCGGGAGCAGGAACAGGAUCAAGCUCUCCAUACCAAGAACCGGGCUAAAACCAGACCACCGCUGUCCCUCCCAGGGUCCCACUGACCUCAGAAAGCCGCUACUGUAAUCAUGGGUAAUAUCUUUGGAAACCUUCUGAAGAGCCUAAUUGGGAAGAAGGAGAUGCGCAUCCUAAUGGUGGGCCUUGAUGCUGCCGGGAAGACCACCAUUCUGUACAAGCUAAAACUGGGAGAGAUUGUCACCACCAUUCCAACCAUCGGGUUUAAUGUGGAAACAGUGGAAUAUAAGAAUAUCAGCUUCACAGUAUGGGACGUAGGUGGCCAGGACAAGAUUCGGCCUCUCUGGAGACACUACUUCCAGAACACCCAAGGCUUGAUAUUUGUGGUUGACAGCAAUGACCGGGAACGAGUAAAUGAGGCCCGAGAGGAGCUGAUGAGGAUGCUGGCAGAGGAUGAGCUCCGGGAUGCUGUGCUCCUUGUCUUUGCAAACAAACAGGAUUUGCCGAAUGCUAUGAAUGCUGCUGAAAUCACAGACAAGCUGGGGCUGCAUUCUCUGCGUCACCGCAAUUGGUACAUCCAGGCCACCUGUGCUACCAGCGGGGACGGGCUCUAUGAAGGAUUGGACUGGCUGGCCAAUCAGCUCAAAAACAAGAAGUGAGAGCCAGGCAGCCCUAUCUGACUACCCCACCCACUCCUGACACGUACCCGUUGUCUCCCUACUCCCAUCUCUCCCUUCCUUCCUCUUGAAAGUGUGGCCAAGGUCCUGGGUAUCAUGUCUACAUGCCCAGCAAGAGCCUUGCCUCCUGUGCCUCCCUUCCUCCUUCCCUGUCCACUGACGUGGUCGGUCCCCAACUGCUGUCCUGAUGAUGAAUCAUUCCAAUUUACUGGAUUUAAAACAAAUGAGGCUGUUAUGGUUUCAUGGGGUGGUCUCCCUGUUGGGUUUCAGGAGGAAGAGUGGGGUGUUCUCUAUGUUUGCUGUUUGGCACUGGUUGCUGUGCUCUUGGCCUCUGAACCCCUUCCCUGUCUCCCCGGCCACUCUCCUCCCUGUCUUCCUUUCCUUCUACCCCCUCUCCUGUUCUACAUGGAAAUUGCACGGGCCUCUCUGUGUGUGCGUGCAUGUGUGCGCCUGUAUAUACAUGUAUAGAGAGAUAUAUAUGUGGGAGUCAGGGGGAGGGAGUGGAGUGCAGCUCAGGGCUUGCAGCCAGGACACUGCCCAGUGGAGCCUGGCAUCUGCCCCUUCUUUGUUGGUGAGAUAAAGGGGAGAUGUGGGUGGGUCCCAUUGCUUUCCUCUCUGCAGGUGGUGUUCCUGGAUGUUAGACAGAUGGCGGACUCUGCAACCGUCUUCCUUAUAUUUUUUCUCCACCCUGUGAGCGCAGGAAAUGGCAUUUAUCUCUAGAUGACUGUUCCUAAGGAGAUGCCAUGCUACACUGCCUCGUUGGUAGGGAGGAGAGAGGAACCCACUCACUCUGAUCAGUCCAGAGUGUUCUGUUGGUCCCCCUCCAUCAUAAGAGCUCAGAGGGAGAUGGGUUAUUGGGGCCUGCAUGUUGAGGGGUGGAGUGUAGUCUGUUUUUCAUCUUGUUCUUAUUACUAGGAAAAGGUAAGACAUGGAGCAGUCCUGCUCCUGCUUCUUGCUCAGGCUUCUGAUCUUUGGGGCUGGGGCUCCAUCUGUCCUUUUUCAGAAUUUCUCACCUAGUAGUCAGCUGAUGUGCUGAGGACUGACCAGGUGGGCUAACAAGGGCCGUGGAGCAGGGGCGACAUAGCAGACCUCAGUAUCAGCCCCGCUGCUCCAGGCCCUUUCUAGUGCAGACCAGCUAGAAGAUGAGUCUCUGCUCUUGGCAGGCCUCAGUCUCUCCUUGCUGCCCUGUCUGCCUCCUUCCUGGCAGCUUUCCUCAACCUUCACACACUUGCCUGAAUAGGUUCGGGGAGUUGGAGUGGAGGAGACAGGACCCUGUGUGGCUGGUGCUGGGACAGUGAUCUGCAGGGACCUCCCUCCAUCAUUCUUCAGUUGUUCAGAUGCUGCUGCUGCAGGUCUGUAAGAGGGCACUUAUUCCUGAGGCUCUGACCUGGUCCUGAUGUAGUCAUUGCAGUGAAGCUGUGGCUGCUCUGUGUGUGGGCUCCUGUGUGUGCUGGCUGCGCCCUGAGCUCCAAACCAGCUGCCCAUAACCUCUCUGCUAAGGUCAGGACCCUGGACCUUCUCCAGGAGGGCAGUUGUGAGCGCCACUCUGGCCAGGUCUCCUGCUAGCUUUGUCUUCAGCAGGCAGAUGAGCUCCCCAGCUUACCCCAGCUGAACUGUGAGACGUUCCAGGGGUGUCCCCUCAGUGCACUUAGUGCUGUGUUACUAAACCCCAGAUGCCACGUGGGUGUGUACUCUAGACCAUGCGCGCGUGUGUUUGUGUGUGUGUGUGUGUGUGUGUGGUGGUUGAUGUGUAUGUGGGGGUGCUGGGGGUUCUGUUUCAUUUUAAAAUGGGUUCAUCACUGUCACUCUGGACACCACCCUCCACACUUUCUUGACUGUUUCUUGAUUUUUUUUCCCACCUCGGUUGCCACUCUGAAUUCUGCUUUGCUUCACCGUUCAUUCACCAUUGCUGCUGCCUGUUUGUUUUUCUUUUCCUUGUUUUUGUCUUCUACUUGAUUUUCUACUCUUUGUGAUUGGAGGACUUUGCCUCUUUCUCUGCCACUCCCUCUGACCUUCCCUGCUUAGAUGCUAGUUCCAAGUAGGUUUUGUACAUUGCAGGCUUCGGCCCACUCCUCACCCCCUACCCCAGCAUCUUGUUUUUCUCAGCCUCCUGGGACCAACCUGAGGCUGAGCAGGCUGAAGCAGCCUUGGAUGUUGCCUUGGUGCUGCUCCAGAUAUGUCCAGCAGGGGGCAGGAACAUCUCUGAUUCCAGGGGGAAGUAGAGGCUUUCUACAUUCCCAUUCACCUAACAUCUUUGGGGUCUGGGGGGUUCCAUUCCAUUCUGUAAACUCCCUCUCCUGCUUUUCUCAAGUUGGUUUAAUUUUUGAUCUUCGUUGUUCCAGCUUUCUUCCUGGGAUUCCCUUCCUUCCACCUCCAGCGUUUGUGGUGUUACAGUGGUAUCUACAGUUCGGAAGUGGGUUUUUCUUUUUCCUUUCUCUGGAAUGUAGACUGUGUAUGGUUAACAACUCACCUUCUCUAUCCUUGCUCAAAAAUGUGGGAUAAUACAAUGGCUGUGACCCUGGUUGGAAAUUAAACUUGUCUCAUGCA